CGUACUAAUAUUUUCGGCGUACUUUAAGAUUUAGAACAGUUGCUGAAAUUAUGAUUUUGAUUUGUACAAACAAUUAAUCUAAGUUGUCUCUGUCGGUUCUCGUUGGUUAGAUCUUAGUCGACUUAUGAUGUUACUUCUGGAUUUGUGGACAGUUCAAAUUUGGCCUCUCUGCUUCCCGCAUAUUUUAUUUAGCUCAAUCGCUGGAAGCUAUUUUAGUGUUUGUAUUAUAUAGUUCGGAUUUACUCAUACCCUUUUGCAAAAGGAACUCAAUUUAUUCGUUAAAUCUGAACCAGUAUAGUUUAUUAUGUUCUUCUCGACAUCAAGGACCAAGAAGCUGCACUUUUAGUCGAUAUGGUGGCCUCUAUGCACUAUGGUUCUAUUCGAAACGUAGUUUUAGUAUAGAAUAUGGAGGAUUAUCUACUUCAGUUCGAACAGGAAAAAUCCCACCUUUCACUGAUCAUAAUAGCAGAAAAGUCCAUAGUUUAGAAGGUGAUACAUGGACUCAACUUUUAGUUACAGCAGCCAAGCCUUAUGAAGCCAAAGAGAGAAUACUUUUCUGGAAACAUUUCAAAUGGUUGACAGCAAUACAUCUUCUGGAUCUCCUGAAGAAACUCAAAACCCUGUUGCAGAUGGAAAUGCGCCUUCUGAAAGUGAUCUUGUGCCUGAUACUCUCGCCCAAAAGGUUCAGGACUCUCUCUCUCUUGAGAAAAGACAUAAAUUUUGGGAAACUCAACCUGUCGGGCAGUUCAAGGAUAUAGGAAACAGCAGUUUGCCUGAAGGCCCUAUUGAACCUCCAACUCCCUUAUCGGAUGUUAAACAAGAACCAUAUAACCUUCCUAACCUCUAUGAAUGGAUUACUUGUGAUAUCAACUCUGAAGAGAUGUGUAAUGAGGUUUAUAACCUUCUUGCUAAUAAUUAUGUUGAAGAUGAUGAGAACAUGUUCAGAUUUAAUUACUCAAAGGAGUUUCUGCACUGGGCUCUGCAACCUCCUGGUUAUCUCAGGAGCUGGCAUAUUGGUGUCUGUGUUAAAAGUUCCAAAAAAUUGGUUGCCUUCAUCACAGGUGUUCCUGCUAGAAUCCGAGUUCGUGAUGAGGUUGUUAAUAUGGCAGAGAUUAAUUUUCUGUGUGUGCACAAGAAGCUUAGGUCGAAAAGGCUUGCUCCUGUCAUGAUCAAAGAGGUGACUAGAAGGGUGCACAUGGAGAAUAUCUGGCAGGCGGCUUAUACUGCUGGGGUGGUACUUCCUACACCAAUAGCAACCUGCCAAUACUGGCAUAGGUCUUUAAAUCCCAAGAAGUUAAUUGAUGUUGGAUUCUCGCGGCUUGGUGCACGAAUGACGAUGAGUCGAACAAUCAAGCUUUAUAAGUUACCGGAGUCAACAGUCACCCCAGGAUUCAGAAAGAUGAAAAUACAUGAUGUUCCUGCAGUUACGAGGCUCCUUAGGAACUACAUAAGCCAGUUUGUUGUUGCACCUGAUUUUGAUGAAAACGAUGUGGAGCAUUGGCUUCUUCCAAAGGAGAAUGUUGUCGAUAGCUUUCUGGUUGAAAGUCCUGAAACUCAUGAGAUCACUGACUUCUGCAGCUUUUACACACUUCCUUCAACCAUCCUUGGCAACCAAAACUAUUCUAUUUUGAAAGCAGCGUAUUCCUAUUAUAAUGUUUCAACAAAGACCCCUUUGCUUCAGCUCAUGAAUGAUGCUCUCAUUGUGGCAAAACAGAAGGACUACGAUGUUUUCAAUGCAUUGGAUGUCAUGCAGAACGAAUCCUUCUUAAAGGAAUUGAAAUUUGGACCAGGUGAUGGGAAGCUUCACUACUAUCUUUACAAUUACAGAAUAAGGCAGGCUCUGAAUCCAGCGGAGCUUGGACUUGUGCUUUUGUAGUACGAGGUUUUGUCAUUUUAUUAUGACUUGGAUGGAUGAAGAAGUCAUGACAAUUUUGCUGGACUUUUUAUGGCUGCAUAAUAUGUGGUGACCCAUGGGUGGAACUUAGGUUUUGCUUUUGGAAACUGAAACAAUUUUGCAGAUUCCUGGUAGAGGAAUUUGGCUUCAAUGUAGAACUGGUUUGAUUUAAAGAAAUGCCGUUUGCUAUUUGCAGUUUUUGGGCA
Molecule: messenger RNA, 2100 nt
Organism: Prosopis cineraria
Lineage: Eukaryota; Viridiplantae; Streptophyta; Magnoliopsida; Fabales; Fabaceae
Product: glycylpeptide N-tetradecanoyltransferase 1-like
Exons: 2
Coding region: 572-1876 (434 amino acids)
Biological process (GO): N-terminal peptidyl-glycine N-myristoylation
Cellular component (GO): cytoplasm
Molecular function (GO): glycylpeptide N-tetradecanoyltransferase activity
Source: RefSeq, a predicted model, not a curated record